UAAAGGAAGACAGUGCGCAUGCGCGGAGAGAAAGGUGUGGCUGUGAGGGUGAGGCGCGUGGGAGUUGCGCGUGCUGCUGUGGCAUCAUGGCAUCUGUGUUGCAGAGGAAGAAGAAGGAGGUGGCUUCUGAAAUGUGGAAUGAGCAACUAAAUCUGGAUAACAAAGCUGCCCUUCUGGCAUGGGUGAAGGAUACUGGAGUCCGGUUGGUGCAGAUCAAUGGCCAGAGAAAAUACGGUGGUCCUCCACCAGGUUGGUUUGGCCGUCCCACGCCAUCUGGUACAGAAGUUUUCAUAGGGAAGAUCCCACAAGAUAUAUAUGAGGAUAAACUAAUUCCUCUUUUCCAAAGUGUGGGAGAGCUCUAUGAAUUCCGCCUCAUGAUGACAUUCAGUGGGCUUAACCGGGGCUUUGCCUAUGCCAUGUAUAUAGACCGGGACGGUGCUCAGAAGGCUAUCAGGUUGCUCAAUAAAUACGAAAUCCAGAAGGGCCACCAGAUACUUGUUUCCAGAAGCACCAACAAGUGUGAGCUCUGCAUUGAUGGCCUGGCCCCAUCGGUGAAAGAAGACCAGCUUCUACCGAUGCUACAGGAGCUUACCACAGGAGUCAUAAGCAUCACUAUACACCCAAGCCCUUUCAAGAAGCAACGGCAGCUUGCAGUGGUGAAAUACAUCUCCCAUCAGGCUGCUGCAAUAGCCAAGAAAGCUCUUGUAGAAGGUACUUUGUGUCUGUGUGGAGAUCAAAUUGAAGUAGACUGGUUGACUCCCAAUAUAAAAAACGAACUGCAGGUUUCCUCUGGCCAGGCUAUCCCGCAGAUCAUGCCAACCCGCUAUACUUGCAGAGAUGUUCUUAUCCAAGACCCUCCUGAGCCUGUGAACUGUCAUGAGUUACCCACAUUGGGUAGUAUGUUGGAUUAUCUAAACUCACUAUGUGAGAAAAAGCAGUUGGGGUAUCCUGAAUUCUUUACAAAAUGUGUGCAAAAGAACCCUGAAGGCUGGCUCCAGGUCUGGUACCAUGUAGCCAUACCCAGGUGCACAUUUCCCUUCAAUGGCUUUGUCUGGAUCAAGCCAGAUGACUCUGGUCUGGAAAAUGAUGAAAAGGUCAAGAAUGUUGUGGCAUUACAGAUACUCAGUGCCCUGGGGUGCCCAGUGGUGUAACUGGCGUGUGGCAGAAGAAUGAUUCCUGCAUGUGCGGACAGUUGUGUGUCCUGCUUUUUCUCUUUUAAGUUGCUCUGUGGGCACACUCGUUUGAAUACUGGGUGCCUGACCUCAUUUGUUUUUGUUGAACAUUGCUUCCUGUUAAGUUCUUUUAAAUUGCUUGGUUGAGUUCAUUAUUUAAGCAGCCCCUGAGUUUUGGAAGGAAAGUAUGCACAUUUUGCUUUCUUAAUAGAUCUUAUGGACGUAGUACAAGAUUACAUACAUAAUGUACAAAUACUAUGUAUGCAUGCGGAGGCCUGCACUAGAAGCUAAAUUACAAAUAAGUGGUAACUUAUUUGCUUCUUAUUGCCUGGUAAGUGCACAGGAGUACAACCUGGUGUAUUGUACACAGGUGUAAGAGAAGCUUAAACAUUCUUGGCUCAAUUGAGUUUUCCCUUAAUUUCUCCAUCUGGGUCAUAGACUGAAAGGGGAAAAAAAACCACAUGUCUCUACUUCCCUUGCUAAUGUACAGUGAUCCUAAACCAGAGCCCAACCAAUGCAUUUGCCAAGAUGUGAAAGGCGUUCUCACAUGGGGUAUUCAGUAUAACGUUUGGUUCAACCAUGAGAUGCCAGCUAUAGUCCAGUUUCAAGAGUAAGAGCUGUUUGUUUUCCUUUAUGUUAAAAUAUUCUGACUUUUGUUUGAAAUGUAUCUUUUUCUGUUUGUUCAUUUGUUUUGUUUGAAAGCUUGCAUGAUUUGCCAUAUAAUAGCUAGACUGCUCUGGGAAGAGAUGCAUGAAACUUACUGGGAACAACAUAAACCAGAUACUAGUGGCUUCUUCUUCUUUAGGGGGAGGGAAAGAUGUUUGUACUGAGUAUAUCUUCCUGUGUUAGAAGCCAGCUCUUCAAGCUAGACUGAAAUGUACAGAAUAGCAUGGCUUUGUCUCUUAUAAGCCCAGCAUAUCUCCUGCAUUGACCAAGUGACUUUUUAAACACCGGAAUCCUGUUUGCAAUGAAUGAAUGUGUGUGACUGAGGACUUCAGAGCAAAGGAUCUGUUGGAUGCCUCAAGAUUUUGCACUUUAAGAAUGGUUAAAAAUUAUGGAAAAAUAUGUAACAUAGUUAUUGGUAGUUUAAUAUUAAAAUAGUUUUGAAGUA
Molecule: messenger RNA, 2283 nt
Organism: Anolis carolinensis (green anole)
Lineage: Eukaryota; Metazoa; Chordata; Lepidosauria; Squamata; Anolidae
Gene: dnd1
Product: DND microRNA-mediated repression inhibitor 1
Exons: 5
Coding region: 87-1151 (354 amino acids)
Biological process (GO): mRNA stabilization; negative regulation of miRNA-mediated gene silencing
Cellular component (GO): nucleus; cytoplasm
Molecular function (GO): mRNA binding
Source: RefSeq, a predicted model, not a curated record